Molecule: messenger RNA, 690 nt
Organism: Symbiodinium necroappetens
Lineage: Eukaryota; Dinophyceae; Suessiales; Symbiodiniaceae
Source: the annotation of a GenBank genome assembly
AUGGCGCGCAGCAGGGGGACGAUGAUGGCGGCUGUUGUCGGCAGCUGCGCACUCACAGGAAGCCUGCUUUUCGUGCCGGGCCUCAUUCCUAGCUCGGCGCCUUCCUCGAUCCCUCGCAUUGGCAGCCAGCAGGAGGCCGGGGCAUCCCCGGGUGCCGAGGAAGGCACCUUCGGCCACCUGCCGGGACUUCUCGGCGGCAUCGCACUGGGCUUGCUCCUGAGCGUGGCCACGGCCUCCCCAGUCCUGGCCGAGGAGGAGGCAGCAAAGCCCAAGGAGCCCACGGAUGAGGAGAUUCUCGCCAAGGGCUGCGACAUCCGCGUCGACUGCAAGACCAAGGAGGAGCAGUUCCGCUGGGCCAAGGCCUACUACAGGAAGUACAACAGGGAGAGCGACGGCAAGGACCCCAAGUACAGCGCUUCCUCCACCGGUGGCGGUAUCUACCGCAAGUACAAGAUCGAUCAGUUCAUCGAGCCUUCGGGCAUCGUGAACACCACCGAUGGCACGUAUCCCAUUCGCCCAGAGGCUGCGGCCUUCAAGCCCAUUUGGGAUGAGUACAACAAGAAGCUCAUCGAGCGAGUCGAGAAAGUCUACGGCAUCUCCGAUGAGCCCAUCCGCUGGAACGGCGACUACUACGACAACAAGCUGAGCCCAUACAAGCCUGCCAACGGCCUCGGCUGGUACAACAAGUGA